Maudiozyma saulgeensis is the source of this 435-nucleotide messenger RNA. The record is from the annotation of a GenBank genome assembly. Lineage: Eukaryota; Fungi; Ascomycota; Saccharomycetes; Saccharomycetales; Saccharomycetaceae.
AUGACAGAUCAUUCUAAACUUAUGAGAAACUUCAAAGUGGAUAUAUCCAAUGAUAUAGUCAUUGAAAAUCAAAGAGGAAUAACUUUAAUAGGCUAUACUUUGUACUCUCCUCAUUUGUUAAUCCCCAGAAUAGAUCCUCCUCAGUACCAAAUAAUUUAUUUUGAUGGUAAAGAGGGAGAUGAUAGAGAACAGGCAAAAAUCACUUUUACAUCGUUGUCAAAUAAGAUUCUUCAUUCAUUUGAACAAUUGUACCCUAUGGAUUUUCAAUUAAAUGAGACUGCCUCCAAGCAACAUAAGUGGUAUGUCUUAAUGUCAGUUGAGGAUACAGAUGAUGAUGGCUGGGAUUAUAGUUGGUCAUUUCGAAGCAAGAGAUGGAAGUAUAAAAAUGGAUUAGUACGGAGACGAGUGUGGGUAAGGUUACCAGAAGUAGCAUAA